This is a messenger RNA of Peniophora sp. CBMAI 1063, 1605 nucleotides long. NCBI's taxonomy places the organism in Eukaryota, Fungi, Basidiomycota, Agaricomycetes, Russulales, Peniophoraceae. The record is from the annotation of a GenBank genome assembly.
AUGCAGGGCCUGCUCUCGCCGACGUCGCCCAACGGCUCCAUCCACCACAGGCCAUACCACUACCAGCGCCCAAACACGCCCUCCCCGUCCCACAGCCCGACCCUGCCGCCCGCGAACGCGCCCGCCUACCUCCACCCCACUCCGCCCGUCCGCCCGCCACUGGCCCACCUAUCCACGCCCUCGGAUUCCAAAGACCAGAAAGAGGAUACCGGGCCUUUAGUAUUAGGCGUACCGCUGAAAUAUGUCUCGCUGGUGACGCUCGCGGUGCAAAACGCGGCGCUGUCGAUCGUGAUGCACUACUCGCGGGUGUCGACGCCGCCGUCGCUGUCCUACUCGCCCGCCUCGGCCGUGUUCCUGAACGAGCUCCUCAAGCUCCUCAUCUCCUUCGCCGUCGCCGCCCGCCACACGCCCCUCCGGCCCCUCAUCCGCGACGUCUUCUCCCCCGACAGCUGGAAACUCGCCAUCCCCGCUCUAUUAUAUGUCGUGCAGAACAGCCUGCAGUUCGUCGCGAUCGCCAAUCUGCCCGUGGCCACGUUCCAGGUCACGUACCAGAUGAAGAUCCUCACCACCGCCGCCUUCUCCGUCGCCCUGCUCCGCCGCAGGCUCAACGCGAUGAAGUGGGCCGCGCUCGUGCUGCUCUCGCUCGGCGUCGCGAUCGUGCAGAUUCAGCUGCAGAUGAGCCCCAGCAGCAGUCAGCCGGCCCAGCCCGUCGUCGGCUCUGCGCACGAGUACAGGCACGUCAUGAGCCCCGCGCGCGGCUUUGCGGCCGUAGCGGCGGCGUGCUUCACUUCGGGCCUCGCGGGCGUGUACUUUGAGAUGGUCCUCAAGGGAUCCCGCGCCGACCUCUGGGUCCGCAACGUCCAGCUGUCUUUCUUCUCGCUCCUCCCCGCGAUGCUCCCCGUCCUCAGCCAAUCACUCUCGGCGCCCUCUCCGACCGCACCAACAGGCUUCGCGAACCCGCUCCGGAACUUUGGCGGCUGGGCAUGGGCAACGGUACUGGUGCAAGUCGCAGGCGGGCUCGCAACGGCGCUCGUGAUCAAAUACAGCGACAACAUCCUCAAAGGCUUCGCGACCUCCCUCUCCAUCGUGCUCUCCUUCCUCGCCUCCGUCGCGCUCUUCGACUUCCGCAUCACGCCCUCCUUCUGCCUCGGCGCCUCGACCGUCCUCGCGGCGACAUGGCUCUACAACCAGCCCGCAGGCCGCGAGCCCCGCGUCCUCGCGCGCGCCGUAUCAGCCACAGGCGCAGUCAAAGUCAAGUCCCGACCGCCGAGCUGGGCCACGAGCCCCUCUGAACCUAUACUUGGUGAAUUCGGCGGCAGGACGCAGAGCUUCGACGAGCUGGGGUUCGUGGUGGAAAAGUCCGGCGGGGCGGGCGUGCGGAUAGGCGAUAUCACGCCGCCGCCGGUGGGGCCGAGGGUGAGUGUGACGGACGUGAGCGCCGUGGGCGCCGGAGGGGGCAUGACGGCGACGGAGAGGUAUCUGAGUGCGCCGUAUGGGAGCCCGAUGCCGAGUCGUACGCCGAGCCCGAUGGGCAGCCCGUUGCCGAGCCGCGCGCCAUCGCCGAAGCCUGGGAGCGGGUUGGGACUCGGUGCGCGCGGGAGGUGA